Messenger RNA from Closterium sp. Yama58-4, 2274 nucleotides. NCBI's taxonomy places the organism in Eukaryota, Viridiplantae, Streptophyta, Zygnematophyceae, Desmidiales, Closteriaceae. The record is from the annotation of a GenBank genome assembly.
AUGACACGAAGCAAAAACUACAACCAUCCGGGGCGGUACAGGGGAGUGAGGAAGCGAGGGGAAUUUCGGUACAUUGCAGAGAUUAAAGACACCAAAAGUGGGGUCCGCAGGUGGUUAGGCACGUUCCCUUCUGCAGAGGACGCUGCUAGGGCGUUUGAUGAAGCUGCUAUGAAAAUCCGAGGAGCAAAGGCGAAGCUUAACUUCCCUGAAAGGUAUUUUCUAAAAGGGGAAGGGGUGGUAGUACCGGGCUCGGAUCCUGCAGCCUCAUCGGGUGCAGAGACUAAAAUGGAAACAGAAGGAGAGGUUGCAGGGCAGGAUGGUGGAGAGGCUGGCAUGGGAGUGCAAACAGGUGGGGUGGUAACGCAGGUUAGGGAGGAUAGUAGUAUCAGGAGCUGCGUAGGGAAAGGGAAGGAGGUACUAGGAUAUGGUGAUUAUACUGCAGCCGGGGGACUGGUGGGAGAAGGUGUGGUUCAGACGAUGCUGAGAGAGGGAAGAUCUGGGGAAGUAACUGCAGCCUUUGCGGUGCCUCACAGGCUGUUCGGAGAGGGAUCAAGUAGUGCAGUGGCGGAGGGGAAGGCGGAGGAGGAGGAGGAGGAGGAGGAGGAGGAGGAGGAGGAGGAGGAGGAGGAGGAGGAGGAGGAGGAGGAGGAGGAGGAGGAGGAGGAGGAGGAGGAGGGGGAGGAGGAGGAGGAGGAGGAGGAGGAAGAGGAAGAGGAAGGCUCCACUGUAAGCGGUAGUAGCUCGAGCUUAGCUGCUCCUUCCUCCUCAUCCGCCCCGUCCAUCUCUGCUAAUUCCGCCUCUGCCUCCUCCGCCUCUGUCGCUGCCCUCCCAUCCACCUUUGUUGAUAUUCCAAUCCCUGAAGCUGCGCUCACUGCGCUCACUGCGCUCACUAGCGGCGUUCAUAUCCUCCCUCCGGAGGAGCUGCCAAAUCCUAUAGUGAUACCUGAAUCGGAUCUUAACAGGGUUGAGGAGAUGGGGUUUGAGGAGAUGGGGUUUGAGGAGAUGGGGUUUGAGGGGGUGGGGUUUGAGGGGGUGGCAGAAGGUGAGAGGGAGUGGACCUCCGAGCUUGCGGAGCAGUUUGCUCAGCAGCUGGGGGGGAUUGAAGAAACCAAUUGGGAUGGAGGGAGUGGUGUUGGUGCUGGAAAGGGCAAGGAGGCAGUGGAAGAUAGGGAGAUGUCUCUGGGGGAAGAAAGGGAGAUGUCUCUGGGGGAAGAGAGGGAGAUGUCUCUGGGGGAAGAAAGCAGUGGAAGUAGAGAGUCUGAUGGUGGGGAAGGGGCGAUGGAGGAGGAGGGUGCGGCGAGGGCGGGCACGGGAAUAGAUGAGCGUUUGGCUGGCCUUGUUCCUAGUGACGAUGAGCCCACUGUGGGCAGUACAGGUGGUGUGGGUGGUGUGAUUGGUGCAAGUGGCGCUGAUGUUGCGGGUGGUGUGGGUGUUGUUGGUCCGGUUGAUGGUAGAGCUGCUGCAGCUACCAAUGUGGGCAGUGGGAAUGGCUUGAAAACUACCAUAAACGUUGCAGCCGGUGUUGCUGGUGUUGCACUUGUUGGGGGUGUCGAUGGUAUGGCUGGCGUUGCUGGUGGUUCAGUCCCCUACUCGCGCCAUGUCCCUCCUUCCCCCGCCAAUCCACCCUCCAACUUCGAUGGUACGGCCAGCUUGCAUGGUCACAACAACACAGACAAGUGCAGCAUCGAUGACUUGGAGCAUGAUGCCUCUAGGAGAAACAGUGGCUAUGGUGCUGACAACAGCGGAGGAGAUGUCUUCAUGCAGGAGUCUGCACCACAGGGCUUCAUGCCUGCUGAUGCUGCUCCUACUGACCACCCUAGUGCUGAGCAGAUGUGUGCUGACCACCCUAGUGCUGAGCAGAUGCGUGCUGACCAGUCUAGUGCUGAGCAGCCCAGUGCCGAGCAGCUGUAUGCUGCCCAGCAGCAGAUCAUGGCAGACUUGACCCUUCCUCUGCCUCACCUCUCAGCGGACCAGUUGCUCCUGAGAGAUGCUGAACACUCUGGGUUUUCUCCCUGGAACCUCAUCUCCCCAUCGUCUCGCAUCGAGGGGGCAGCCUGUCACGAUUUUCAGAACCAGGCCAAUGAUGUCCCCUCGAUGACGCAUUUGGGAGCAACAGGUGCAGGUUUGGGGAUUGGGGGACAGGCUACUGAUUCAGGAGGCUUGUUGCAUACAGGGAAUCUCGAGCAUUUAGGGGUGAUUACCCCUAGUGCUAGAACGUACACCGUUGAUGCACUAGAGAUGUUCUUGAUGGAUAAUGGGAAGCACCGGGAAUAA